UUCUGUAUGGACUGAGUGGGAAGCUUCUGACGUCACGUUGCUCCGCCCACCACGCCGUGAGUCGGAGCGCGAGGCGGGGACGGAGGAGGAAGAUGGUGGAGUCGGGCGGGGCUGCUGUUCCGUUCCACUGCUGAAAUAACAGGCAGCCGAGCGCAGUUAAAUGUGUGGCUGUGUGCGAUACUGCACUGACCUGGAGCUGAGAGACUACUACCACCCUGUCCUCUGAGAAAAGCAAACCUCCAUCACUUUCUUCCUGGAGUGCCCUCUGUCUCCCCCUGACAGUCCACGGGAUAGAUGAGCCUAGGAGGCCUUGUAUUGGUCUGUGCUGUACCUGGCCUGGGGGAGAUGAUGCAGUGAGUGUGGACCAUCACUUGUCCUAGCCAUGAGCCAUCAGGAGGCGCCGCUGAGCUACGAGCCAGUUGAGGCAACCGAAGCCGACCUGGGCCGCCGAGAGCAGCCCUCCUCCCAGCGCAGACGACACGAAAACGCGGGCCGCUCUCGUCAUCAUCACAGUGGUAAUGGCAGCGAAAACAACCACUCCCAGCCCGGAUCACAGCGGCAACGCCGUCACGAGGGCUCUGAAGGGACCGGGCGACCACGCAUCUCCCGCAGGAUGCCUGAAGAAGGUGACGUGGAACAGCAGCAAGUUCAGCGGCCGAUCCCACGGCCUGCGGUGAGCCGCUACCGCAGGCAAGGAGACACAGAGGCGCGGCUGAGGGCUCAGCAACAGCGGCAGAGGCAGAGGGAGAGGGAAAGACAGCAGAGGGAGGCAGAAAGAGCUGAGCAACAGCGACUGGAGGAGGACGAGGAUGACCACAGUGCCCUGGCACGCUCUGCAAGUACAGAGAGCGGUUUCCACAACCACACAGACCAGGCCGAGGGUGAUGCUGUCAUGGCGCUGGAGGCUGAACCUGAGGAUGAGGGUAUGUACGGUGUGGCACUAAGACCCGAGGCGGAAGAAUAUGCAGAGAGCGCCGAAUCCGAGCAGCAGCCCCAGUACCCUCCCCAACCGCCUCCACUUCCCCACGAGCCCCUGCAAAACAUGGAGCGGCCAACCAGACACGAUGCCGAGGCACUCAACCCCGGUUACUCCAACUAUGUUUACGCACAGCCUCGGCCUGACGAUCAGCCCUAUUCCGAGCCCUAUGCUGACUAUGGAGUCCAGGAGCAUGUGUACGAGGAGAUCCCAGAAGCCCCAGAAGGAGAAAUGCCUCAGCAGCGUCGCGCUGGACUCCGGCUCCUGGAGCGCGAUUCGUACGGGCAGCAGGAGGCUGUGGGCUCCAGGCUCCACCACUAUGACGAGCGCUCGGACGGUGAAUCUGACAGUCCCGAGAAGGAAGCCGAAUUUGCACCUUACCCACGCACCGACAGCUGUGAGCAGGAUGAGGAUGUUGAGCACAUCAUGGACGAAGUGAAGGAGAGUUUGAGCUCACAGAGCCUUGAGCACCCUGCAGGAGAAAAGGGAACAGACAGACACAAAGAGGAAGAGCAGGCCGAGGAAGGGAAGCUUCAGGAGCUAGUGAACGAGGGAGGGAAAGGAGAGGAUGGCAGACUCCCCAUGAGCAGCCCCUCUGAGGAGUCGGCUCAGGUCAGGAGCAAUAGGCAGAAGAGGGACGCCAUCUCUCUGGCCAUCAAGGACAUCAAGGAGGCCAUCGAGGAGGUGAAGAGUAGGACGGUGCGUUCACCCUACACGCCAGACGAGCCCAAAGAGCCCAUCUGGGUGAUGAGGCAAGACUUGAGCCCCAGCAUGGAGUCGGACCUGCAGCCACCACUAGGGGGAGAUUCUCCAGGCCCAGCCUCCACCUCUCCCCAGGGGGCAGAGUCUUCCAGCAGCAACCUGCUGCAGCAUGAGGGGAGUGAAAACUUUGAGUCCCCAUCUCCUGCUGGCAAAGAGUCAAGGAGGAGCAUUGCUUCAUUCCCAACAUAUGUGGAAGUUCCAGGCCCGUGUGACCCAGAGGACCUCAUCGACGGCAUCAUUUUUGCCGCAAACUAUCUGGGCUCGACGCAGCUGCUGUCAGACAAGACACCAUCGAAGAACGUGCGCAUGAUGCAGGCUCAGGAGGCCGUCAGUCGCAUCAAGACGGCCCAGAAAUUAGCCAAAAACAGGAAGAAGCAGGCCCCUGAGGGUGAGACGCAGCCCAUGACAGAGGUGGAUCUCUUCAUUUCCACUCAAAGAAUCAAAGUGCUGAAUGCUGACUCUCAGGAGACCAUGAUGGACCACCCAUUAAGGACCAUUUCGUACAUCGCUGACAUUGGGAACAUUGUGGUUCUGAUGGCCAGGAGGAGAAUGCCUCGCUCUGACUCUCAGGAGAAUAUGGAGGCGUCUGAUCCAGCCCAAGAUGAAAAGCGCCAGUACAAGAUGAUCUGUCACGUGUUUGAGUCUGAAGAUGCCCAACUCAUAGCACAGUCCAUUGGCCAGGCCUUCAGUGUAGCAUAUCAGGAAUUCCUGCGUGCCAAUGGCAUCAACCCUGAGGACCUGAGCCAGAAAGAGUACAGUGACCUCCUUAACACACAGGAUAUGUACAACGAUGACCUCAUACACUUCUCUAAGUCAGAGAACUGUAAAGACGUUUACAUUGAGAAGCAGAAAGGAGAGAUCCUCGGAGUGGUGAUUGUAGAGUCAGGCUGGGGCUCCAUCCUUCCUACAGUCAUCAUUGCUAACAUGAUGCAUGCUGGGCCAGCAGAAAAAUCUGGAAGACUGAAUAUUGGAGACCAGAUCAUGUCUAUCAAUGGCACCAGUCUGGUGGGACUUCCUCUCUCCACUUGCCAGAGCAUCAUCAAGGGGCUGAAGAACCAGUCCAGGAUCAAGCUGAACAUUGUGAGAUGCCCACCAGUCACCACCGUGCUCAUCAGGAGGCCAGACCUGAGAUACCAGUUGGGAUUCAGUGUGCAGAAUGGCAUUAUUUGCAGCCUUAUGAGAGGGGGGAUAGCUGAACGAGGUGGUGUUCGCGUUGGCCACCGCAUCAUUGAGAUCAAUGGCCAGAGCGUGGUAGCGACUCCUCAUGAGAAGAUUGUACACAUUCUGUCCAAUGCAGUUGGUGAGAUUCACAUGAAGACUAUGCCUGCUGCCAUGUACCGCCUGUUGACAGCCCAGGAGCAGCCUGUUUACAUCUAAAAGCCACAACGAUACCCUCAACCUCCUGACCUCACCUCACCUCACCCCGAUCUUUAUCGUGUGGACUGAUGACUGUGUGAGUGAAUCCAUGACCACUAUUUAUCCACGAUGUUUCACUUUCUCCCUAUUACCUGUCCACUUCCUUUCAGCACAAGGUUUUCAGCCUCUAGUUCUGCGCACGUCUCCCCAUCCAGGUGGAAAAUACUGACCCAGACACAGAAUGAAAGAACUCCGUGACACCCUUCCCGAAAUUCCUCUGAUUAAAAGUCAUUUUUACACUCUAUUACCCUCUGUUAAAAUCUCACACUGUUUGGCCAUGCAGUGUAUACAAGCAGUGUGUUUGAUGUUAUUUAUGGAAACUCUUUUUUUCCCAUGUGAUUUAUUUGAACCUGGCAACCAUCAAACAUUCCAGCUUUAUUCUCUUCCACUCAAGUUAUAAACGAGCAGCUGUUAGCCAGAGUGUGGAGGGGCGGACUAAACAUUUCUGAGGAACUGCAGGCUCUAAGUGUGCAUUCCUCAGAAUAACGGUUAAUUAGAGUAAACAGAACUGUGUGCUCUGUGAUCAUACACAGAAGAGGUUCUCAAAUUUUUUAAGAGUCAGAGACCCUUUUACCCAUAAAAAAAAUCCACAGACACUCUCAGUACAGAUUUAUUUUACAAACAAACAGAUAAAAUAGCCACAUUAUUUAAAUGAGUACAAUAAUUGUCAUUAGAUUCCAGUUGACAUGAUAAUGGCGGGUUUCCACCUCUGUGAUAAAGUGAGCAUACAAGAUAUAAUGAUAUAAUGCACAAUGUGGACUAUUGAUGCCUUAAAAUAGUGAUGCCAUACAAGAACCACUCAAAGUUAAUCAAAUCAAGAUAUAGCACAAAGAAACGAGCUGAACUUCUUUUUGGUGGGAUGUAAAGACCAAAUUUAGUCAGAAUUAGAAUUUAGUCAGUUUAUUGAAAAAAAUGUGAAAAUUAUAUAAGUUUCACAAUGAUGGUGACCAGUGGUUAUUUUUUUUUAUGUCUGGAUUUCUCUUCAACUAACUGUGACAUUUUGUUGUGACUGAAUCAUUUCCACUGUUUUCUAGUGUACAGAACAUAUUUUUCCAUUUUUUUUCAAUUCUUUCUUAUUGAUCCUUUAUAUUCAAGGAUAAUUCUGUUUGUAUGUGUACUAAGUAUUUUAUUUUGGUUUGGAAAAAUAUUUAUACUUGAAAAAUAUUAUUUGAAGAAAUAUGUUUGUAAAGGCUUAUAAGUCAUAUACUGGCCUGUCUUUAAGAGGAUGAUUUUAUUUAGUUUGAAGUAAAACUAAAAAUGAUGCCCAUUCUGAGACCAGUUGUAGAAUUCAAGUUUGUUUCUCACCAUUUGACAGAUUCGAGCAUUUCCUGCAUUAGUGGUUGGCCACAAGCUCUUCAGUGUUCUGCCCUCAUAAAUGUGAUAGACUGUGAUUUCUCCCCAGGCUGGGUGUUUCACAGAACUCUCAAUUGCUUUUAGUGCACAUUUAGUAUAUUUCUCUGCCCUGGCUGAUCUCCACUAACUCACAGAUGACACAAUACAAAAGAUACUGUGAUAUAAAUGAUAUUGUGAAAUGAUUGGUACCAGUAUAUCAGAAAUACCACAGGUAUAGGUGCAUAUAUAACCCAAACAGGAAUAUGAAGCAUUGUGAUGUUAAUGGUACCAUGGAUUUAAGUCUACAUUCACAAUCACAGGCCACAUUUUUUGCUGCAGUAUGUCCGUGUCAUAUACCCAAACGUGGCUCUUGUACACACACUGCUUUGUGUCUCAUCUCUAAACAUCCUUGCCUUACGACUGCUGUAAUUUCCAUGGACGCACAAGCAGGACGGCGUCACAGUACUUUUCUUAAGCAUGGUCUAUCAUGUCUUUGGUAUGCAUUCAUGCUAGUAGUGGGUGUGAUGUGUGACGACAAAUUACUCCACUGUAAAACAAAACCAGCUACAUAACUGCAUAUAAAUAUAUAUUUAUAUACGCACAUACAUUUCAGUAUACACAUCCAGUGAUUGUGUAUAUACAGUAUGUACAUUUAAGAAUUGCAAAGCAGAGGGCAAGAGAGUUGGACUCGUGUAGUACUCUCUUUAUCUCUGUCCGAGAGGAUUUCUUCAGCUUCUGAGACGUGUUGAUAGCAGACACACUGAAAGUGUCAUCAUGUUUAUGUCAGUAUGACUGCAUUAAGCUGAAGUGUGACACACCUAAUCGAGCUCCAGUGAACAGGAAAGUGAUGUUCAUAGCAAAUUCAAAUUGAACUGCUGGAGCGACCAGUUCUAAUUCAAUUAUUAAAAUAUAAAUAACACUGCAGUUCUGUGUAUACAAACAAGGCCACAUAUAUGCAAGCUUUAAUGAUGAUGUUGGCUUUGGAUGGGUUUACAUGGGAGAAUAAAUCAAAAAUCACUGUAUGUGCUGCUUUAUGGUCAUUGGUGAAACACAGUCAAGACUAAAAUUCCCCCAAGACACAAUGAACACAUAGAUGUGAAGUACACACUCGUGUCUGUACUGCGAGAGUAAACACAGGGCCUCGUGUUGUUGUUAUAAUUAGGAGAUAAAGACGAGAGUAGAUGGUGGGUUUGACUAGUGUUUCUUAUGCACUCGCUCUGAAUGUAUUUAAACUUAUAUCUAUGUUUGUCUAUAUGGUAAAAAAAUAAAAAAUAGGGAAAAAAUAACACUUUCUGUAAAGCAAUGGCAAUGUUUAUUUAUUUGCGAGCUUUUUCUGUGAUGAAUCAUUGAGCCACAUUCCUACGCCAUAGCAGGAAUGUUUGUAACAGUAUUUACGACAAUAAAUGACUUAAUGAGAAAAUA
Molecule: messenger RNA, 5908 nt
Organism: Pangasianodon hypophthalmus (striped catfish)
Lineage: Eukaryota; Metazoa; Chordata; Actinopteri; Siluriformes; Pangasiidae
Gene: apba1a
Product: amyloid beta (A4) precursor protein-binding, family A, member 1a
Exons: 14
Coding region: 383-3115 (910 amino acids)
Biological process (GO): chemical synaptic transmission
Cellular component (GO): cytoplasm; dendritic spine; plasma membrane
Molecular function (GO): amyloid-beta binding; protein binding
Source: RefSeq, a predicted model, not a curated record